AUGGUCAAAAUGAUCGCUUUGGGUGGCAGGAGGUGGAAUGUCGCUUCUGACGACCUCUUUGUGCCUGCUACCCUUCAAACCAUCAUCCAACUCGGCAGGAUUGUACUCAUCAUCUCGUUCGUUUGCGCUACCCGGAACUGUCUGGAACUGGACGUCUUUUAUGCUCUAAACAUAAUCAUUCUCACAGCUGUCGUGGCUGUAAACCUCACUACCUCAAUCUUUUCAUUACGAGGCACUGUAUCUGACGAUCGGCCUCGUCGCAUCAUCCCAAAGUUAGCUCCCUUUUACGUGGGUUUGACCACUGCCGAUAUUCUUCUACAGCUCGCCGGUGGUUUUAUGAUCAAAGAGCAACGAGGGUGUGAAUUCUCCUUGCUCCUCAUAUACGUAUAUGCUUCGCUCAUAAUCACUGUCGUAUUCCAUGUCGUGCUACUUACGCUGAUUUACGACAACAAGUCAAACGAUACAGCUCAGGACAUAGACUCUGCCCACCUUUGGACAAGGAGGCUCAAAUGGAUCUUUUAUGGACGUAAUAUUAGAGACAAUCAUGACGUUUCAGGAGCCCUAAAGACAGUGUCCCGAGUGUUGGCGGACUUUUUUGAUCACGACUCCAAUCUUACAGCGAGUGAUGUUGCUGCAGGUCUAGUGCUGCUAAGAAGACAGCAAAUGGCCAGAGACUCUCCAGAUACAAUCACCUUCAGGGGCUUGCCAACAGAUAGUUUUGACCACGGAGUACACACUAGUCGUAAUCUCAGGCAAUUUAUGGACUUCCACUUCCCAGCUCCGAAAACAGUCGCAGAGCAUGUGUCGUUACAAUUUGGGACAUCUGGAUAUUGUUGCUGCGGCAUUCUUGAAUGUUUGCCAAAAACAGACAAGUCUCAUCCUGAUUUGCUGUACAUCAGUUAUCACAAUGAUAUAUUCUUGUCGCCCUUUUUGGUUGCAGUCGAUCGCGAACGCCGUACUCUAGUGAUUGCUAUUAGAGGCUCAAUGUCGAUUUCAGAUAUCAUAACCGAUCUUGUAGUGGAAUCCGUACCUCUACCUGGCAUGGAAGACAAUACCUUUACGCAUGGUGGUAUGCUCAGCUCCGCCAAGCGAAUCUUGAACGAACUUCAGGAGCAGGGAGUCUUAGGCACCAUGAAACGAGAUUAUGGAGAUUAUGACCUUGUAGUGGUUGGCCAUUCGCUCGGUGGAGGAACUGCUUCCGUCUUGACUCAUCUACUCAGAAGCACUACCGAGUUUACGGAGGCAAAGUGUUUUGUAUAUAGUCCACCUGCAGUGAUUGCCAGUGCAACAACCGCUGCUCACUUUGAGGGAUUCUGUACUACGGUUGUGUUGGGUGCAGAUGUUGUAUCCCGUUUGAACCGAAAGUCAAUCCAUUCUCUUCAGCAAAACCUGACUCGACUAGUAUCAACUUGUCGUGAAAGGAAAGUAGAUGUAUUGGGUCGUGCAUUCAUAGAUUGGUUAUGGAAGGGAAUGGGUGUUUCUCGACGUCGCGCCAUAAACUCGUACCCAGCUGAAAACACACCUAUGAUAAGCCCAGCAGUCAGCAACGACGAUUUGGAGCAUAACACGACAACUAUAAGUCCUUCUCGAUGGCGAGGAUUUGAUGAUGAAGAGGAACUGUACUUGCCAGGAAAAAUUGUAUACUUUGAAAGGGUCGAUGAAAGUCGUGCUCCUUCAGGAGGCAAAAAGGUGUAUCGAGCAGUUUGGGCUGAAAAGGAAGAAUUCUUGCAUAUUGUGAUCUCAUCAACAAUGCUGUCAGAUCACCUGCCCAAUGUGCUUGGUGAGGUGCUUCGGAAUGCAGUACAUAACAUUGCCGAGUGA
Molecule: messenger RNA, 1821 nt
Organism: Synchytrium microbalum
Lineage: Eukaryota; Fungi; Chytridiomycota; Chytridiomycetes; Synchytriales; Synchytriaceae
Exons: 7
Coding region: 1-1821 (606 amino acids)
Biological process (GO): lipid metabolic process
Source: RefSeq, a predicted model, not a curated record